This is a messenger RNA of Salarias fasciatus (jewelled blenny), 1791 nucleotides long. It is a transcript of the gene nsun5, whose product is annotated as NOP2/Sun RNA methyltransferase 5. Lineage: Eukaryota; Metazoa; Chordata; Actinopteri; Blenniiformes; Blenniidae. Gene Ontology annotation, molecular function: RNA methyltransferase activity. Gene Ontology annotation, biological process: rRNA base methylation. The coding region runs from base 216 to 1721 and encodes 501 amino acids. Gene Ontology annotation, cellular component: nucleolus. The transcript has 4 exons. The record is from RefSeq and is a predicted model, not a curated record.
UUCUACAUGUGCGUGGAGGCGCUGAUCGCUCUGUUUCGCUGAAAGUGAGAAAAACUCACUUAUUGUGUUCCGACGAGUUCUGAAGGACAGGAGGAAAGGGUUUAAUGGAAGGAGGCUUGUACGGACCCACUCCUCUGAAGUCAGACAUCAGCUGUUAGCGGGAAAAUAACCUUUGCAAACUCGCGUGGCGCCUCUCUGGGUCGGCGGUGUUCGCCAUGGCUCUGUACGUGAAAGCCGCGGAGAUCCUGGACAAGGCGGAGAGGAAGCAGGGCGCCCUCAAAACUCUGGUCUACGACAGUAAGUUCUCCAACAUCAAGCAGCUGUUCGCGCUGGUUUGUGAGACGCAGAAGUUCUCCCCCGUCCUGCAGGAGAUCAUCGAGGCCACCAAGCUGCUGAAACACACCAAGCUGAAGCUGCAGCUGGCCAAGGUGCUGGUGUACGACCUGCUGAUGGGCCAGGGCCUGAAGUGCGGCGGCUCCUGGAAGGCGCUGAUGAUGAAGCACCGCUCCAGGCUGCAGGCCGAGCUGGCUCGCAGGAAGGUGAAGCUGGGGGUCAGCAGGAACGAGGACCUGCUCCCCGCCGGGGUCCAGCAGACACCCGGGGACAGGCUGCCCAGGUACGUGCGCGUGAACACCCUGAAGACCACCGUGGAGGAUGUCGUGGACUACAUGAAGAGGGAUGGCUUCACCUACCGGGGACAGGCCCUCAGACUGGAGGACCUGACCCUGAAGGACAGAGAGUUUGUGAAGGAUCUGCACCUGCCGGAGCUGCUGGUCUUCUCUCCUAAAGCUCACUUCCACGACCACUUCUUGUACAAGGCGGGUCACAUCAUCCUGCAGGACAAGGCCAGCUGCCUCCCAGCCCACCUGCUCAGCCCCCCUCCUGGGAGCCGUGUCAUCGAUGCCUGCGCCGCCCCUGGAAACAAAACCAGUCACCUGGCGGCUGUCAUGAAGAACCAGGGCAGGCUGUUUGCCUUUGAUUUGGACGCCAAGCGUUUGGCCACCAUGUCGACCCUGCUGCUCCGAGCAGGCGUCACCUGCCAGCAGCUGGCCAACCAGGACUUCCUGAAGGUGGACCCCGACAGCCCUCAGUAUCAAGACGUGGAGUACGUCCUGCUGGACCCCUCCUGCAGUGGAUCAGGUAUGGUGUGCCUCCGAGACAACGCCUCUACUGACAAGGAGAAGGAGAAAGAAGAGGCUCGUCUGGCCUCCUUAGCCUCCUUCCAGCUGCGAUGUCUGAAUCACGGGCUCAGGUUCCCCCGCCUGAAGCGCCUGGUCUACUCCACCUGCUCGGUCCACAGCCAGGAGAAUGAGGAGGUGGUGACAGCCUGCCUGCAGCAGAACCCCGGCUUCAGGCUGGUUCCUCUGCUGGCUCAGUGGCCUGAACGAGGCCUGGAGCCACUCUCACAGUGUCUGCGUGCGAGCACAGCCAAGACCCGCACUCACGGCUUCUUCGUGGCUCUGCUGGAGCGAUGCAGAGAGGGUGCGGAUGCCAGGCGGGAAGCAGAUGUCCUGAUCAGCCCCUCAGAUGCUAAUCCAGCUCCAGUCAGUCCAGCUGUGUCGGAGAAGAGACCUGCAGCUUCAGAGGGAGAAGAGUCUGAGGCGUCGGAGACGGAGGACGGUCCGACGCCUGCAGCAGCGGCAGAGCAGACUGACGCCACACCCAGCAAGAAGAGGAGGAGGAAGAGGAAGAAGAAAAAGAAGCAGGCAGCAGCUGAGUGAAAUUCAAAGAGACUUGUCAGAAUUAAAUGUUUUAUUUGAAUAUAUAUGUCAAGUAAAGAGAGUUGUUUCU